AUGGUUCUUUGGUACGAUUUAUAUAUGUAUACACCACUUCAAGUUCAUCUUUCACCAUACAUGGCUCGUAUUCCACGUUUUAUUCGAAUUGGUGAUAAAACUAUAACCGUAUUUAAUGCUAAUAUUGUUACAUAUUCACGAACACUUCUUAUCAUUCCAAUAGCAUGGUGUCUUAAAUAUAAUUGCCCAAUUUUGGCAUGUUUAUUAGUUCUUUUUCAUGAUUUUCUUGAUCAUGUUGAUGGUAUUGUUGCAAAAGUACAAAAACGUCUUUAUGGUGACAAAGUUGAUGAUCCUUUAUUAGGUGGUUUUAUGGAUGCAUUCUGUGAUAAAAUAGUUAAUAUUUUUUGUCUAUGGACUAUUGUACAAGAAACACAUUUUGAACAAACAUCAAUAUUAAUUUCAAUUGGAUUUGUUCUUUUAUGUUACACAAUUAUUGGUCUUGAAACAGCUAUCGGUGUUGUUCGUGUACAAGAUUAUUUUUAUGCGAGUCUUAAUAAAAAUAAAACAUCUGGUCAAAAUUCAACAGCAGCUGCAAUGGAAGGAAAAUUAAAAGAAAAACUUGAAUCAAUGGGUUUAGCAUUUUUAUGUUUAUCAACUGGUUAUCUUUCACCAUUUAAUCAUUGGUCUGGUAUGACUGGUAUAAUAUGUUUUUCAUUAACAAUUCGAUUAGCUUAUGCUUCCUUAAUGAAAAAAUUACAAGCACGAGAAACAAUUACUGCAAGAAAGAAAACAAUAACUGCUGAUUCAACAUCAGAAAAUGCUUCAUCAUCAGUACCAUCUAUUAAUAAAACAAUUGCAGUAAUUAAUGCAUAUAAUUCAUCAACUGAUAAAAAAUUCCGUAAUCGAGCAAUGACAUUGGAUACAUUACAACGAGAAAAUGAAAAACAAAGACGUCUAAAUACUCAAUCAAGUCAUACAUCAUCAAAUACAGGAAGUACAUCAAGUAUAACAAAUGAUCGUGCAUCACCUAGUCUUCCAAAAGGUGCACCAAAUCCAUUGGUCAAUCAUAUUAAUAAUAUUGAAGAAGAAAAAAGUGAUCGUAGUAGUUCAACAUCUUCAUCUGAAGGUCCACAAGACUAUUCCUAUACUCUUCAACGUAGUUCAUCAUUACCAGCUAUGUGGAUUGAUGGUCGAGCUGAUAAAGUUUAUACUAUUGGUUGUUUUGAUUUAUUUCAUGAAGGUCAUCGUUUACUUCUUCAACGUAUGCGACAAUUUGGUCGGGAAGUUAUUGUUGGUGUACAUGAUAGUAGAAGUAUUCAAAAAUUAAAAAAUCGUGUACCAAUCGAUGGAACAGAAACACGUAUGCUUAAUGUUAAACGUUAUGCUGAUGAAGUUUAUUGUGUUGCUGGUACAGAUCCGUCAAAUUUUGUUAAAUGUGUUGUACAUUUACGUGAAAAUGAAACAGCACUUUAUGUACGUGGUGAUGAUAUGGCAGAUUUUCCAUCAAGACAUGUUGUUGAAGAAUUAAUGCCUGUUAAAUUUUUACCUUAUACAAAUGGUGUAUCAAGUACAAAAUUAAGAAAAGAAUUAUUUUCACAUGUUCAAGCAGAUGAUUUGGAAUAUUUAGAAAAAAUUAAUUGA
This is a messenger RNA of Rotaria sp. Silwood2, 1581 nucleotides long. The record is from the annotation of a GenBank genome assembly. NCBI's taxonomy places the organism in Eukaryota, Metazoa, Rotifera, Eurotatoria, Philodinida, Philodinidae.